Molecule: messenger RNA, 3178 nt
Organism: Hermetia illucens (black soldier fly)
Lineage: Eukaryota; Metazoa; Arthropoda; Insecta; Diptera; Stratiomyidae
Product: cilia- and flagella-associated protein 410
Exons: 11
Coding region: 485-1762 (425 amino acids)
Biological process (GO): cytoskeleton organization
Molecular function (GO): protein binding
Source: RefSeq, a predicted model, not a curated record
AGUGUUUUGGAAAUGUCGGACGUCGCACGGAGUCGGUCGAUUUGUCAAUUCGUUAGUCACCGCGUCGACAUUUUUCCAGUUCUCACGCUUUGAAUCCGCUCCAAGUUCCAUUUUUUCAAGUUUCGCGCAAUCCCGACAUUCGGAUUUGCAAAUAUGAAUGAAAUAGUUGCCGCGUUGUGAGUGGAGACGUCGCUAAAACCGAGAAUAAAUGAGAUUUUGACAUCGAACCGAGUCCGCAGUUUUGUGUGUUCGCCUGACAAGAGAAAUUCCUAUGCAAAUAUUUUUGCGUUUACGACGGCGGUGUCAGUGGUUUUCAAUUGUUUUGUUGGGCCAGCGUUCUUCAUUUGGUCGUGGUGCGGUUGAGUUUGGUUGUAACUUUUCGAGUGCCUGAUUGUGUGGUUCCUGCGACACCCACGUUGCUGUUGACUUCCGUGUGAAGAAAAAGAGUUUCCCUGCUGUGUAGCGGAGCCCGCCUGCAUCUAAUAUGGCCAGACUCACGGAGGAGAUGGUGAUCGCCAGGUCACGACAGUCCGACCUCGGCUCAAUCAAGAAGCUCAACUGCUGGGGAAGUGAUUUGAGCGAUGUGUCCAUAAUUCGGCGAAUGCGUGGGGUCGAAGUGCUGGCAUUGAGUGUAAAUAAAAUUACCAGCCUAGCCGACUUUGAAGACUGCCGAAACCUUCAGGAACUUUAUUUACGUAAAAAUAAUAUUCAAGAUAUAAACGAAAUCGCAUACCUCCAAGCACUUCCUAAACUGAAAUAUCUGUGGCUGGAAGAGAAUCCGUGUUGUGAUAGUGCGGGUCCACACUAUCGAUCGAUAGUCCUACGAGCAUUGCCAAACCUGAAGAAGCUAGAUAACAAAGAUGUUACACCUGAAGAAAUUCAAGAAGCCAUGCGUGGCGGUCCAACACAGCGUGAGGAAGAGAUCUACGAAGAUGCACAGCCACAGCAGCAACAACCGUCACCGCCUCAGCAACAGCAGCAGCAGCAACAGCAACAAGAAUAUUACCAACAGCAACAGCAGCAGCAACAACAACAGCGGAGAAGUCAAAGCCCUGUUAAAGAGCACACACAGACUCCUAGUGUGGAAAAUACGGAGGAGUGUUUUAGUGAUCCGAUAAAUCAAGCAUCAAUACCAUCAUCACCACUUCAGCGGACACCACCCAAUCAGGAUUACCCAACAAAUGAACCAGCUCACCCGCCAUCGCCAAAAUACAACAGGGAUAAUAGAAAUUCAUAUCAUCAAUACGACAGGUCACCGGGAUCCGAUGAUCAUGAAAGUCCAGUCGGUGGAGGCUAUCGAGAUCGAGGUCCAAUACCACCAAGUAUGUCAUCACAUUCAAUGAAGGAAUAUUAUCAAUCGGACUACCAACGAUCUGCACAUCCUGCCCAUUACAGACAUAGCCAAACGGAUCUUACGGAAUGGGAUGAACAGCAUCAGUACAAUGGUCAUAACCAACAACGAAGAAGUGCUGGUGAAGAUAGGUACGCAUAUAGAAACGGAAAUUGUCCUAGGGAACGAGAAGAAUGGGAGGAUGGCGAUAGACCAAGAAAUAGACGUAACGAAGGACGAUUUAGUGAUACUGCAAGCGUUGUGUCAAAUGCCGUUCUGAAUCAUUAUGCUGGAUAUCACAGGCGACCUGUGAACCGGAAUUCAAAUUUACUAUCUGCCACUUUGUGUCUUGUGAAAGAAUUGGAUUAUCCUAGCUUAGAAGUGGUUGAGCAUGCCGUUCGCUGCCGUAUUGAUGAAUUAUCGGCUGAAUGAUGAUGACUAAGAAGAAUGCAACAUAAACAAUACUCGUCAUAACCACAUAACAAGUUUCGAUUUUAAUUCUUUUGUAAUAUUUCUUUAUGCAUCCUGUAUGCACGAGUUCGUUCAUCCAACAUUCGGAGUUUAUCUUCUUCGAUAACAACACGAAAACAUCAACACCGAGGUGGUUGUUCCACCAAAACAGAGCAAUCCUACAAUUGUCCUGGGAAAUAUUUUCUUUGAAUUUGACGUUGAAACUGUUCCCUUGGCUAAAACUUUUGGUCGAAUUAUUUGCAGACUCAGGUACGUUUAGCAAGUAACACUUAAAAAUGUCCACUAAACCAACUGUAACUACGUCUCGAUGACUAAUAGCUAUAAUAGUAAAAUAUGAAUACAAAAUAAGCAGCAACACAUUAGUAACUACAAUUGAUAGAAAACUAUACAUAAACGUGGGAUACAUGAAAACAUUUAUACAAGAUAAGAGUCGGAGAACUUGCCAAUUUGUAUAAGACCUAGGAUUUUUGUAUUUAUUCAUUAAAUAAAUGAACUAGUGGAAAAAAUGUAUGCUGAAUGAUGCAUGUAGGUUAAAACCUAACAAACCAAGACAUUACGAUUAAAUCUAGUGCAAUAAGUUUUCAAAACAAUAGCAAAAUUGAAUUAUUUUACUUAUAAUAAUUUUAUCGGUUCGUUUCGGGUUAAGUUAACAUCAAAGAUAUCGUACUUGUUAAGGAACAUUCAAAAUGAAAUAAUGAGAAAACCCCGCUUGGGGCUGUUUCAAGCUUUUAUGAAAUAUAUUUUAACAAAUUUUAUAUGUUUAGUUUAACUUUAUUAAAACUAAAUUUUAAGUUAGUCAUUAACUGCCGGGAUAUUGUAAAUAAUCGUGUUUUACAACUAAAACGAAAAGAAAAUUCUACAUUGAAAGCAAAUACCAUGCAAGAUGCAAAAUGUUAUCACUUACAUAUAGCCUUAAUACUAGUACUCAAUAAGUUGCUCAUCGCACAACUAAAUUGUCAACAAAUCUAUAAAUAAUAUCUGAUUGUUAAAUAUUUUUUCUAAUACAAAUACUUAACUAAGUUGCAAAACUAAGUGUUAGCGAAAUAUCCAAGAUUCUUAGCGGAUAUUUAUCAAUAUAUUGCAAAUAUGAAGGUGUAUAUGAUACUAUAGAAUCGGUCUAUUUCGUCCAAUCUAAUUUUAAUUAUAUUAAUUACUGAUACUACGCUGUUUGCAAUUGUUGCUUUCUUAAAUUUUAUUCAAUGCUAAAAUGUUUCACAUAUAAUUAUAUGUAUAGACUUACGAUAACUGAUAAAAAUUAUUUGCUUACUUAACGGUUAAACUGUAUAAUGAUGAAGAACUACAAGACAAAAUGAUAAUAGAUGAGAUACGAUGUCAACAAACAAUUGAAUAAAUGCUAAUAUGUUUUUUAACAGAGAA